GGCACGCGGGCCCAUCCUGCGCGGCGCGUCCCCAUCCGUUUCCUCUGCCUCUCUAGUCUCUACCCCUCCCCUCUGCUCUCCUUCCCUCACCGAUCUCUAUUUCCCAUUCCGGCUCCCGUUCUCCACCUCAAUUAUUGCCACCCAUCCCCUCUCCUCCUUCCCGUAGUCCCGUCCAUCUCCUCGCAUCGCCGGGCGUCGGGAAUGGCGGCCGCGCUGUGGACGCUGGUGGUCCUGUCGGCGGCGGUAGCAGCGCUGGCGACGGAGUGGCGCGUGGCGGCGACGGCGGCAGCGGAGGCGGCGAACGAGGUGCUCCGCGCGCACCAGCUGCCGGGAGGCCUGCUGCCGGCGGGGAUCACGGCGUUCCAUCACGACGCGGCCACGGGGCGGUUCGAGGCCCAGCUGGAGGCGCCCUGCACCGCGCGCUUCGAGGUCGGCCUUCGCUACAACGCCACCGUGACCGGGGUCAUCAGCCCCGGCCAGAUCGCCGCCAUCUCGGGCGUCGCCGCGCAGGACCUCUUCAUGUGGUUCCCCGUCCACGACAUCAAGGUCGACAUCCCUUCCUCCGGCGUCAUCUACUUCAACGUCGGCGUCGUCAAGAAGCACCUCCCGCUCGCCGUCUUCGACGCGCCGCCGGCCUGCACGCCCGACCCGCUCCUCCGCACCGUCCCGCAGCGGCUGGAGGACGUGGGCGAGGACGGAUUGGCCAUGGGCGCCGCGGCGUCCAGUCGAUGAUGGGUGGGGACGAAGGAGGGUUCGACGGCGCCGGCGAACCAGGAUCACAAGCGCAGUUUUGAGAGGGGGAACGAACGAUCGCCGGUCGGGCGCCGCCGACGGCCGGCCUCGUUCGAUGCACAUAGAUAGCGUGGGCAUUUCCAUUCUGUUUUUUUUUUCUUUUUCUACUUCUUAGCUACUGGAGUAGUAACCAACCUCGUCUUCAUCGUUGCGUCAAUCUGUUAUUAUUACUACUCUUGUUUGUCUUUCGUUCAUCCCCGUGUCCUUUUCGGCCGGAAUCCGCCGCGGCUGUCGUAGCGGCGGCGACCGCCGGCGAUACUUUUUUCGCGGUAAUGGAUGGAUGGUUCUUGUA
Sorghum bicolor (sorghum) is the source of this 1084-nucleotide messenger RNA. RefSeq lists its product as uncharacterized. The record is from RefSeq and is a predicted model, not a curated record. The coding region runs from base 202 to 732 and encodes 176 amino acids. Lineage: Eukaryota; Viridiplantae; Streptophyta; Magnoliopsida; Poales; Poaceae. The transcript has 2 exons.